This is a messenger RNA of Epinephelus fuscoguttatus (brown-marbled grouper), 2080 nucleotides long. RefSeq lists its product as uncharacterized. The transcript is spliced from 8 exons. The record is from RefSeq and is a predicted model, not a curated record. Gene Ontology annotation, biological process: proteolysis. Lineage: Eukaryota; Metazoa; Chordata; Actinopteri; Perciformes; Serranidae. Gene Ontology annotation, molecular function: cysteine-type peptidase activity. Bases 1015 to 1806 code for a protein of 263 amino acids.
CAGGAGGGCUACCAUCAAGGAAAAGCGGGAGUACAAUCCAGUAGAGGUAACCAAGCCUCUCGAGCUGGUUGGAAUGGACUUGGUGGGUAAACUCAAUGUAACAGAUGGUGGCAACCAGUACAUAUGUGUCAUGGUUGAUUAUUUCACCAAAUGGGCAGAGGCAUACCCACUAAAAAGCAAAACAGCAGACAAGGUGACAAAUUGUAUUCUUGAUUUCUUUUACAAAUUUGGUGCACCCAAAAGGCUGCUAACAGACCAAGGCUCAGAAUUUCGCAACAAGGUAUAGUGAUUAUGCAAUAUGGAUCACCAACAUGUAACUUUUGCUGUGCUGGCUCAGCUCAUGUUCAUUUGAAUGGUCAUUUCAAGGUCAACUAUGGUUUGUGUGAGAGGCUGGGCAUUAAGAGGAGCCUGUGCUCCCCUUACCAUCCACAGACCAAUGGCCUUGUGGAAAAGCUGAAUGGCACGACACAGAGGUAUAGUUACUUGAACUUGAGCCCUUAAUAGCCUAACACACUUAUGUCCUGUUUCAGUCUGAACAGGUAAUCAUUAAUGGCACUCUCUGGAAAAGGGUUGCAUUAUCAUACACGACAACCCAAAUUAUCUUUUGCCUCCUCAUGCGUGUACCUGAAUUCUGCAUUUUAAGGUCCCUAAACAAACUGGUGGCUAAGCACCCCAACCGUUGGGACCAGUAUCUCCAGCCAACUAUGUUUGCCUUGAGGAUCAAGAAGCAGCUGACUACACAAUACAGCCCGUACUACCUGAUGUUUGGGAGGGAGGCCAGGUAUCCCUCAGAGGUCCCAAAUGAGUAUGACGUGACCGAAGAGAAGGUCUGCAACCUCAUAAAGACAGAGGAGAUCUGCAAGGGACUACGAGAUCAGGCCACAAUCUACAAAGAGGUAAAAGCCAAUAUUGAGGCCAAACAGCAAAAGGUCCGCAAGAGGAAGGAGGACAGAGGUCAAGCAGACAAUUUUAAAGUGGGGGACCUUGUUCUGAAAAAAAAAUGCGUGGCAGGCCAUGAGAAAAGGGGACAAACUGGAGGCCAGUUUGGUGGGACCUUUCAAAAUAUCAAAGCUGGAGGAGAAGACUGCUCACAUGGUGUCAGAGAGGGGGAAACAAUCAAGAGUAAACAUUGACCACUUGACUCAUUACUUCCAGCCAGAGGAGAGGACCCCUGCCAAAAUCAAAAAAUUGUCUGAUCCUACUCCUCUGGCUGGUCCCCGCAUUGACCCACCCACCACAUCAGUCAUACCCCCAGCAAGGCAAACCAUGAGCUGCGAAGCCCAAGGACCUCCACUCAGUGCAGAUAUUUUAAUGAGAGACAUAUGGGCAGGAAGGCGAAGAACCACACUCUGGUCAAGGCUGGGGCCAUAUAAAUUAUAUAUGGAGGACCUCUUGUACCUGGCCCCGGGAAAGGAGAUGGAAAGUCAGAUCAUUAAUGCAUACCUAACAAUGGUUGGGAGGAAGAGUGGUGCUGUCAUUAUAGACAGCUAUGGAAUGACAGCAGUGUGGCAGGGCAAACAGACAGGCUUGAAACAGUUGGCCCUUGAUCGUGAUGUGGCUGCAGGAGCAGUCUGUCAUGAAGGACACUGGACACUCAUUAUCAUGUACCUGAAGGAGAUGAGGUCCUUAUACCUUGAUCCAUGUGGGGCCACUCAGCAACAGAUUGAGAGAUGUAAACAUGUAACAAGAGCACUGGUUCGCCAGAAGUGUCCUGCUAUUGGUAGGUGGACAUGUUCUACAGUGGCCCAUCCAAAACAGCAGGACACAUCAUGUGGGGUGUUUGUGUGCAAGGUGAUGACUCAGUGAUCUCUGUGCCUGUCAUUAAAGAGUCAUUCAAAUUACACUCAUCAGACUUUUAGCUUGCAGAGCAGAUUUUGCUGGCCCAGCAGAUCCACUAUGCAGUGGACCAGGAGGGUGUGACCAUGCUAAGGAUGGACAUGGCUAAAGCUCUGCUGGCAAAUACAGGUACAAAGGACUCUUCCAGGUUUACUUGUUUGUGUCUGUAAUGGCAACUGUUGCCCCAGCUGUGUUGGGCUUGUGGGGAGGAGAGCUCCGGGGCUGAGAUGGACGAGUGGGUAAG